AUGGCUUAUCAGCAACCUGACGUGGAAGUCGAACACCAAGCAUGCUUUGGUGAUCGACCUUCUCGAGGAAGGGACCCACUUAAGAGCAACCACAGAGCCCUCGUCACAGAAGAGGCGAAUCAUAUUUUCCAUGCAGGCCUUACACCUCGCCGCAAAUGUGACAUAGAGGGUCAGCAGGAAAUGAAUACGUCUUUUCAAGCGCAUAUGCAACUGACCCUUCAAGAAGAAAUCGGGAAGAGCAUGAUGAUAUAUGGUGCCAGCAUAGCUCGAACAACUGAAGCAAGAGAUGUGUCUCACAGCUUAUGGGUUAAUUGUGCUCUGUUUUUAUUUUUUAUGGCUUCUGCUAAAGUUGAUAUGUUAUCUCAUGGUUCUAGUUCACCAGUUACUCAAUCACUUGAAAUUAUUAUUAAUGAACCAUCACGUUCUUUUGUUGGUACUCCUAGAGUGUUUACUUCAUUGAGUCCUGGUGGUACUAGAGAAUGGAUUCCUUCUUGUUACGAGGAGUUAAAACCUAUUGUCGGAAUGAAUUUUAAAGAUCCCGAGGAAGGUUUAUCAUUUUAUAAAGCUUAUGCUACUGCUUCAGGUUUCACUUCUAAAAAAAGUACUACUACAAGAAGGAAGAAGACUGGUGUAGUUGCGUUCCAGUAUGUUGUAUGCAAUAAAGAAGGUUUUAAGGCGUCUCGUAAGCCUGUUGUGGAAGCUAUUGAAGAUAAAUCAGACAAGGCUCGUUCUACACGAAGGCGAAUGCUUACUCGUAUUGGUUGUGGUGCUCAAAUGUGUAUGAAAAACAUUAAUGGAUCAUAUGUUGUUAACAUUGGUCCAGUGAAGUCCUUUAAAAUAAUGAAGGAGUUAACUGGAUCAUAUGACAAUGUUGGUGCAUCAAAGCAAGAUUUCAAAAAAUUUCAGAAAGAUUUGAAGGCAUUAAUUGAAGGAUCCGAUGCACAAAUGUUUAUCAACAAUUUUCAGAAUAAAAAGUUAUUAUGGAGUGCGUUCUUUUAUGAUUAUGAGUUAGAUGAAGAAGAUCAUCUCCGUAGAGCAUUUUGGGCAGAUCCUAUUUGUAGAAAGAAUUAUAUUCUUUUUGGAGAUAUGGUUUCAUUUGAUACUACAUUUAAAACAAAUAGGUACAAUAUGAUAUUUGGGCCAUUUACUGGAGUUGAUCACCAUAAAAAGUGUAUUACCUUUGCUGCUGCCCUUAAAUCUAAUGAGGAUAUAUUGUCUUUUGAGUGGUUUUUUAAAACAUUUGUGAAGGCAAUGGGAGGUAAUGAGCCUCUCUGUUUGAUUACUGAUGAAGAUCAUGCAAUGAAAGUUGUCUUUCCCAAAGUGUUUCGGUCUACAGAGCAUCGGUUUUGCAUGUGGCAUAUUAUGAAAAAGAUGCCUGAUAAAGUGUGCCGUGAUCUUUCACCAGAUUCUGACUUUCUACAAAAGAUUUGCAAAGCUGUUUGGAGUGUAGAGAUUGAACCGGCUGAGUUUGAAGAGAGAUGGGCUAAGGUUAUUAGUGAAUUUAAGUUGGAAAACCAUGACUGGUUGUUGCAAAUUUAUGAGAAGCAUGAAAUGUGGAUUCCGGCUUAUUUUAGGGAUUUAUUCUUGUGUGGUAUUAUGCGAACCACAUCAAGGUUAGAGAGUGAGAAUAACUUUUAUACUAAGUUCACUAAUCCACAUCUUACCCUUGUUGAGUUUUACAUGAGAUUCGAAAGUGCUUUGGAUGCUCAACGCCAUACUCAAGAUGAAAAUGAUAAUUCUUCUAAACAUAAACAUCCUGAAUGCAAAACACGUUCUGCCAUAGAGAAAUUUGCUUCUGAAGUUUACACGACAACUGUUUUUUAUGAGAUUACAGACGAGGUUGAAUCAGCUCUUUUCUCUUGUGGGCUUGAUGGUUUUAAGAAAGAAUUUGGAUUGGAUGUUUAUACUACUGGAGAAGGUUGUCGUGUCCGUAAGUUUGAUGUUCUUUUUAAUGUUUAA
Messenger RNA from Spinacia oleracea (spinach), 1959 nucleotides. RefSeq names its product protein FAR1-RELATED SEQUENCE 5-like. The transcript is spliced from 6 exons. The record is from RefSeq and is a predicted model, not a curated record. NCBI's taxonomy places the organism in Eukaryota, Viridiplantae, Streptophyta, Magnoliopsida, Caryophyllales, Amaranthaceae. Bases 1 to 1959 code for a protein of 652 amino acids.